Messenger RNA from Rhodamnia argentea, 689 nucleotides. RefSeq lists its product as uncharacterized. The record is from RefSeq and is a predicted model, not a curated record. Lineage: Eukaryota; Viridiplantae; Streptophyta; Magnoliopsida; Myrtales; Myrtaceae. Gene Ontology annotation, cellular component: plasma membrane. The transcript has 2 exons. The coding region runs from base 51 to 587 and encodes 178 amino acids.
UCCUCCUCCGCUGUAUCCCAUACACCAUACCCGCCAUUCUCGGCCUCCUCAUGGUCAUCUUCCUGGCCAUACCCGCCCUAAUGCCCCCAGAGUUCCAGCUCAACCCGGGCUCUUCCCUUUCCUCCCUCAACAUCUCCACUUCCCUCGUCACUGCCCGAUGGAAAAUCGCUCUCUCCAUCAAGAACCCCAGUAAGCUCAUCCCCGUCAAGUACUCUCACAUGAAGCUCCGGUUGAGUUUCGAUGGCCGACUCGCUCUCUCUCGUUCCUCCCUCAUUCCCACCUUCACUCAGGGCCCCGGCAACGUGACCACAGUCCGAGCUGAGGCCCUGUCAAUGAUGGGCAUCGUCAAUGACUUGGACGUGAAGGGCCUGGUGAGCUCCUUGAAGAGCGGGGUGGUGACCAUCGACGUGGUGGUGAGAGCCAAGCGGAGGCUGCACUUGGGUCCGUGGUGGGUGCCCGUGUUCGACGCGUACGCCUCGUGCAUGGACGUGACCUUCACGGCUCCGAUCGACGGUGAGGACGGCGCUGAUUGGAUGAUCCUCGGAGGCACCCUGAGUUGCACGCUCGACAUCUUCACUCAACUCUGAUCCUUGAGGCUCUGGCUUCUGCAAAUUGGAGCAUCGGUUGGAGUUGUCUUUCCUAGCCUAUUACUUUGGCAAGUACUUGAAAUCUUGAGGCCUCUCAGUCGC